Molecule: messenger RNA, 2124 nt
Organism: Phaedon cochleariae (mustard beetle)
Lineage: Eukaryota; Metazoa; Arthropoda; Insecta; Coleoptera; Chrysomelidae
Source: the annotation of a GenBank genome assembly
AUGGCUAUCAUUCUACCUGGGCAAUCGUACAACGGACAGACGUACAACUAUCCCUGCUACAAGCUCGUCGAGCUCAAGCAACAGAAGGAAAGACUUUUAGACGGCAAAAACGUCGCCUAUAUGGGUUUCUGCAAGGUCAGAUUGCCAGUGGGAACUAGGGUGAUUUCUAUAUUCAAAGAGACCAGCAACAUAGGCGGAAUAAAAAAGCCGAGACACGAUCCGUUCUAUGCAGGCAUUGUGGCUGAACAGCCAUUUGAAGGGAAUAAGUUCAGAUAUUUGAUAUUCUUUGACAUCGGUUAUUCUCAGUAUGUCAGCUACCACUCUGUGAAUCUGGUGCUCCAAUCGAGCCCUGACGUUUGGGAGGACGUUUAUGUGGAGUCUAGACCUUUCAUUAAGAAAUAUCUAGAAAGUCAGGACAGGCCGAUGGUGAAACUAGCUAAGGAUCAAACAGUCAGAGUCGAAUAUAAUGGAAAAUGGUGGCUGUGCACGGUGAUGAACGUCGAUUGUUCUUUGGUGCAAGUGUUUUUUGACGGUUUGAGUAGGACCGAAUGGAUAUACAGGGGCUCGACGAGACUCAGUCCUAUGUUUAGAGAAGAACAGGCAGCCACUAACAGGCAUACUGGUGUCAGGGCGUCUCGCAAAUUGGGACAUAAUGAAUCUGCAGCCGUCGUCCAAUACACUCGCAACCAAGAUUUCGUGCAAUCGCCAACGCAGCAGGUGAAAAGUGAACAAGAAUCUCCUACCAGUGUUAGAGCCGUGGCUCGAAAAAGUACUACGAGACCGCAAGGCGUUUUGCCUGCACCGAAUAUCGUCCCGGAGUACCUAACGCACAACUUCGGCCAAUUGCGGGGUCAUAACCCCCUUUCGAAGCCCCUCUUGUGCGGCUGGGGCAGGGUGACGAUGAAGGCAAAGGGGCGCAAGGAGAUCAUCUACAAGGCGCCGUGUGGUAGAUUGCUGAGGAACAUCGCUGAGGUGCACUACUACCUAAGGCUCACCGAAAGCGAGAUGACGGUAGAUCUGUUCGAUUUCAAUCAUAUGGUGCGCUGUCUGGCAGAGUUUAGCGUCGAGUGCAAUCCCGAUCCGAAGGAUCUGUCCAGAGGACUGGAACAAGUGCCAAUUCCCGUUAUAAAUGGCAUUAAUAAUGAAAUGCUCGAUUUCUGUAACUAUUCCAUAAAAAGAGUUCCUAUGGAAGGCGUUCAUAUGAAUGUGGACCAAGAAUUUUUAUGUGGCUGUGAUUGUGAUGAUGAUUGUAUUGAUAAAACAAAAUGCGCAUGUUGGAAGUUAUCCUUAGAGGGAGCAAAGUACAUCGGCAAAGAUAUCGAUCCGAACUCUGUGGGAUACAUUUACAGGAGACUUCCGGAACAGGUCAUAACCGGUAUAUACGAGUGCAAUUCAAGAUGUAAAUGCAAUUCGACUUGCCUCAAUAGAGUCGUACAGAAUCCGAUGACCUUGAAGCUGCAAGUUUUCAGGACUCACAACAGAGGAUGGGGCAUCAGAUGCUUGAAUGAUGUACCUCAAGGCAGUUUUAUUUGUAUUUAUGCUGAACUAGAUUACAUAGAGACCGUCGAGAAAUUCAAAGAAGACUACGAAGCGGAAGCGUUGGAAGACGACGACGAAGAAGAAGAAGAGAGGAGAUACCGUGGCUUGAGUCCCGUAGAGGAUGAGGAGGAGGAACAGGCGAGAAUACCUACCAAGUCGAGGAGGAAUAACGAGGAUGACGCGAAACCGAAUCCCAAGCCAGAUACGGAAGUUAAAGUAAAAAAAGAGAUAGUAGAACCAACGAUAGAUAUCAAGGCAGCACUAGAAAAUCUUGGUGACCAGAUUGAGACAGUUACUAUAAGCGAUGAGGAAGAUGAGGGUCGGGAAGUUCUCAGUUUCAAUCCGAAAGCGGGCGGUUUGGAUUUGAAACCAAUGAAGUAUAAUUCGGUCAGAGAACUUUUUGGCGAAGAAGAAUGCGUAUAUGUGAUGGACGCCAAGAAUGCUGGCAAUAUCGGGCGAUUCCUCAAUUUCAUCAGGGCCGGCGCCGAACUGACUUGGAACUACAAUUACGAUAUCGGCAGCGUGCCCGGCAGGGUGCUUUACUGCCAUUGCGCCUCCUUGGAGUGCAAAGGGAGAUUGUUGUAG